This is a messenger RNA of Lasiosphaeria miniovina, 399 nucleotides long. RefSeq lists its product as uncharacterized. The coding region runs from base 1 to 399 and encodes 132 amino acids. Lineage: Eukaryota; Fungi; Ascomycota; Sordariomycetes; Sordariales; Lasiosphaeriaceae. The record is from RefSeq and is a predicted model, not a curated record. The transcript has 2 exons.
AUGGCGAUUGCUGCGUUUUCCGCCCAGGACGCGUCCCAACAUCUACAAGCCUCGGUCACUGCCAUGGUCAUGUCUCUGUUGGGCGCUCCAGAAGCAACCAGCGCGACCUUGAGAACCAAGCAGCCGUCGAGCACCAGCACCACACCAACCACCAGCACCACAUUGGCCACCGGCACCACGUCGAGCUCUAGCAAGAUAUUGAGCACCAGCACACCAUCGAGCACCAGAACAUCAUUGAUCACCGAAUACCUACACCGGACCAUGGAGCACCAUCAUCAGCAAAAUAUCGACCCACAGCGAGCCAUCGAGCACCAGAGCAGUAAUCUCACCGCCGACCCCAACCCCUUCGACUAUAAGAUCGCCUUUGCUAGAUUUCCCGUCGACGGAUGCACUCAAUAA